CUGAUUACAGAAAAACCACUUAACAAAAGAUGUCUUCAAUUGCUUCAACCUCAGCAAAAAUGGCGUCAAUCGCCUCCAUCAGUAAAUUACCUUGCAAUUCCUUGAAGAAUUCGUCUCAGAACUCUAAAUCAGCGCCGAUUGUUGCCUCGUGUAGCGUUAAUCGGGUCAAGUUUCCGGCGCUCUCGACGGCGAAUUCGGCGAAGGUGAAGCGUGAUUUCUCCGUUCGGUUGGUGAGCGACGAUGAGUGGGGUCCUGACAGCGAGCCUUCCUCCGCCGGAGUGGCGGUUCUGGAGGAGAAGCCGUCGGAAAUUGAUGUAUUAAAGAAGCAAUUGGUGGAUUCGUUUUACGGAACGAACAGGGGAUUGAGUGCUUCUAGUGAAACUAGGGCUGAGGUUGUGGAGCUUAUCACGCAGCUCGAGGCCAAAAACCCUACUCCUGCUCCGACUGAGGCUUUGCCCCUACUCAACGGGAAAUGGAUCCUUGCGUACACAACCUUUGCGGGUUUAUUUCCUUUAUUAUCAAGAGGGGCAACAUUCCCACUAGUGAAACUUGAAGAGAUAUCUCAAACCAUUGACGCAGACAAUUUCACUGUCCAAAACUCGGUUCUGUUUUCUGGACCAUUAGCAACCACUGCAAUUACCACCAACGCCAAAUUCGAAGUUCGAAGUCCUAAACGUGUCCAGAUCAAGUUUGAAGGUGGUGUAAUCGGCACACCCCAGUUGACAGAUUCAAUCGUAUUACCAGAAAAUGUCGAGUUUUUAGGACAAAACAUUGAUCUUUCACCCUUCAAAGGCUUGUUCGCCUCUGUACAAGACACAGCUUCCUCUGUGGCCAAGACCAUUUCUAGCCAACCGCCUUUGAAGUUCUCCAUCUCGAAUAAAAACGCAGAAUCAUGGCUGCUUACAACUUACCUCGAUGACGAGCUUCGCAUUUCCAGAGGAGAUGGAGGCAGUAUAUUUGUCCUCAUCAAAGAAGGUAGCCCGCUCUUGACACUUUAAAUAAUUACCCAUCUUUUAAUAUUAUUUUCGGCACUCCUAUGCGUGUAAUAAAACAGUUAUGGGCGAUGAACAAGAACCCAUAUUAGAAACUACAGAGUUAUAUCAUAGUGUGUGUAUACAUAUAUUCGUAUAUAGAUAAAGUAUGUGAAUCUCUCACCUUACAGAUGGUUUACUGUUGUGUAAUUACUGCUUAACUUUCUUGAAAUUUCCUAUUCACUUA
Erythranthe guttata (spotted monkey flower) is the source of this 1218-nucleotide messenger RNA. Its product is annotated as light-induced protein, chloroplastic. The record is from RefSeq and is a predicted model, not a curated record. Lineage: Eukaryota; Viridiplantae; Streptophyta; Magnoliopsida; Lamiales; Phrymaceae.